GCUUCCUUUCAGAGCGAGGUCGUGUUUAUAUUUGCUGCACGUUAUUUCACCAUCACCAAAAACACGACCAAGGGGAACCAAGCACACCUACAAACAUGCCUCAGAACGAACAUAUAGAACUCCAUAGGAAACGUCAUGGCUACAGAUUGGACUACCAUGAGAGAAAGAGGAAGAAGGAGGGACGCCGUGCCCAUGAAAUGGCAGACAAGGCAAAGAAACUUAGAGGAAUAAAAGCCAAAUUACACAACAAGAAGAGACAUUCAGAAAAAAUACAGAUGAAGAAAACAAUUAAGAUGCAUGAAGAGAGAAAGACAAAACAGAAGAAGGAUGAUGUGGUGCCAGACGGAGCAGUGCCUGCUUACCUGCUGGACAGAGAGGGACAGAGCCGUGCCAAAGUCCUAUCUAACAUGGUCAAACAAAAGAGGAAGGAAAAAGCUGGUAAAUGGGAUGUACCUAUUCCAAAGGUACGAGGAGUUAGUGAAGCAGAAGUAUUUAAAGUAAUAAAAACAGGAAAAACGAACCGGAAAGGCUGGAAAAGAAUGGUAACAAAAGUAUGUUAUGUUGGGGAAGGGUUUACAAGAAAACCGCCAAAGUUUGAAAGGUUUAUCAGACCCAUGGGAUUGCGGUUUAAAAAAGCACACGUCACACAUCCAGAACUAAAAGCCACAUUUUGUCUACCGAUCAUUGGAGUAAAGAAAAAUCCUACAUCAACCAUGUUUACCUCGCUAGGAGUCAUCACAAAGGGAACAGUUAUAGAGGUAAACAUCAGUGAAUUGGGUCUAGUUACACAGGGAGGAAAAGUAAUUUGGGGAAAAUAUGCCCAGGUGACCAACAAUCCUGAAAAUGAUGGCUGUAUCAAUGCUGUGUUAUUGGUGUAAACAUAAUUAAAUCACGGAAUCAGGGCACUAUUGGACAGCCUGUGACAAUAUUCCGUAAUCAGUUGACCAUCAGACGGAAUGUGAUAAUAUUCCUUGAUUACCAGCAGUGGACCAUCAGAUGGAAUGUGAUGUUAUUCCGUGAUUAAUCUAAUUUACCAUCAGACAGCAUGUGAUUACUGUCCAUGAUCAGUGGCCUGUCAAACAGAAGUUUGAUGAAAUGUAUCUCCAAACCAAAAACAGAAUGUUAAAAAACAUCCAGAGUUGAUGUGUCAUUGGACAGAAUUGCGACUUGAUUUUAAUUGUGACCAUCACAUAUGUUUGACCACACAGUACAUGUGAAGGAGGGAUCACUCAUCAGAAAGUGCUCUUAAACAAGACAGACAAAAAAAAUGAAAACUGUCCUACAAUUAACCUGUUUUAAAAAGUUAAAUUAUGUCGAAAGAUAACUGAACACGUCUUUGUGAAAUGCGAUUUAAAGAACAUCUCAUGGUCUGUGCCAGACUACAAGUUACAUGAAGAAUUCACCUUCGUGAUUAAUAUGUGUUUUAAGUGCAGCAAAUAAAAUUAAACACAUGUUAAAAACACCAUCUAAAUAAAGGGAUAUUUGUUCAAUAUAUAUCAUAUUGGACAAUUAUCAAACAG
Messenger RNA from Mizuhopecten yessoensis (Yesso scallop), 1520 nucleotides. RefSeq names its product ribosome biogenesis protein NSA2 homolog. Gene Ontology annotation, biological process: maturation of 5.8S rRNA; maturation of LSU-rRNA. The record is from RefSeq and is a predicted model, not a curated record. Gene Ontology annotation, cellular component: nucleolus; preribosome, large subunit precursor. The transcript has 10 exons. NCBI's taxonomy places the organism in Eukaryota, Metazoa, Mollusca, Bivalvia, Pectinida, Pectinidae. Bases 96 to 878 code for a protein of 260 amino acids.